Messenger RNA from Guyanagaster necrorhizus, 2335 nucleotides. RefSeq lists its product as uncharacterized. The transcript is spliced from 15 exons. The record is from RefSeq and is a predicted model, not a curated record. The coding region runs from base 1 to 2043 and encodes 680 amino acids. Gene Ontology annotation, molecular function: oxidoreductase activity; copper ion binding. Lineage: Eukaryota; Fungi; Basidiomycota; Agaricomycetes; Agaricales; Physalacriaceae.
AUGAGUUUUUCUAUUGCUCUCCGCCUACUACCUCUCUUUUCUCUUUUCUUGACGCUUUCUUUAGCGCUUCCCCAUGAUACGCAUCAGCAUGCGAGUCGUACAAGCGUAGCCCGGUCUGCAGAGCUCGAUGUUGAUGUUGGAGUGGGCAAAGCUCUGGGACUUACGCUUCACGUCGGCGCCGGAACCAACGGUGCGAACUUGGUGGAUUAUGUUCUCGAGAUAUCCGAGGGUUCUGUCAAUCCUGACGGUGCCAAAGAGCGUAUGGUAUAUCUGCUCAACGGCAAAUUCCCUGCCGACCCGUUGACUAUCGACGAGGGCGACGAGGUCGAGUUUUUCAUUAUCAACAAUGCCACGGAAUCUUUAACGAUGCAUUUCCAUGGAAUCGAGCAGAAAGGCACUCCUUGGUCGGAUGGUGUUCCUGGAGUUACUCAACCUAUUAUUCAGCCAGGCGGAAACUUCACGCACCGUUGGAACGCGACACAAUUUGGUUUCUAUUUUAUCCAUUCACAUUCAAAAUCUCAACAGGACGACGGCAUGUCCAUGACUUUAUAUAUUCGCCCCAGCCCCAAACGGGAACGGCCAUUCGGCAAAAUUUCGGACGACCCGUUGGAUCUGUUCCAGAUGUAUGCAGCUGAACACCACCCUGAGUCAAUUAUGAUAAUGGACUGGCGUCAUUUUCCCGAAUACGAGAUCAGUGAAAUGUGGAAAGAGGCGAACAUUGAACCUCUGUGUGUUCAGUCUAUCCUAAUCAAUGGUAAAGGCUCUUCUGUCUGUCCAUCAGCAGAUGAGUUAGCUGCUAUUGGGACGGCCAGAGGACAUGGCGAUCUGACAGCUCAGGGUUGCCUCUAUAUCAACAAUAGUAUCAUUAAUCCUCAGGGAGAAGGCUUCUCAGCCGAGUCGAAUGUAGCCCUUCUGCCAGAUGAGCUGUGGUUAACAUGCGCAUCUGAAGGCGUCGAUAAUCCGUUAUACAUCCUCAAUGUCGACAACACCAAGACCUCGUGGGUGAUGCUGAACCUGGUAAACAGCGGUGGUCUAUGGGAAGAAGUUUUUUCCAUCGACGAGCAUCCAAUGUACGUCGUUGCUGUCGAAGGAGAAUACGUGAAUACCACGACUCCUGUUGAGGCCGUCACUCUUCAUUCCGGUGUCCGAGUUCAAGCCCUGGUCAAGCUUACUGGUACACCAGGAGAAGCAUAUACCAUCCGUGUUGCAGCGAACGUCGUCCCCCAGGUAAAAUCUGGGUAUGGAAUCCUCCAAUACGCUUCGCCCGACCCUUUCGUUACUCCCACAUUGGUAAAGCCCUCCGUCGGGUACCCAGCUCUUCCCACUUCAGCUGCAUCCAUCGAUUAUACGGGCACAUUGUUGACCACUGCUACUGGUGCCAAGUGUAAUGCCACCGAAUUUGACUAUACCAGUGAACAAGCGUCACCCUAUAUUGCCGACCCUCCUCCAAGCAACAACAACGUUACGCAGACGUUGUUCCUCAAUAUGAAGAGGCCUAACGCAACAACUUGGACGGCCAACGGAACCGGUCUGCAAACUGGUCUGUAUGAGAAUGGUGAACCGUUGAUCUGGGAUUCUGUGUGGAGAGGUGUGCUCGAGGCAGCGGAUGAGGACACAGGUCCUUUUGCUGGCUCUCAGUUGGUUCUGGCGGACAGCGUUUACGUCGUUCCAGAGCAGGGAAGCGUCGUUGAUUUAAUAUUCCUUGUACACGGGGCACAACCAGCACAUCCCAUCCAUAAGCAUUUCAACAGGUUUUGGGUCAUGGGUCAUGGGGUUGGCAGCUUUAACUGGACCUCUGUGGCAGAGGCGGCUGAAGCAAUUCCAGAGUCUUUCAACUUUGUCAAUCCUCCAAAGAGAGAUGGGUAUGAUACCAUACCGUCAACCGCAGAAGGAAGCUGGUUAGCAAUCAGAUAUGUUGUGCAAAAUCCAGGUCCUCAGACUGUGCAUUGCCAUAUAUCACAACACGCUGCCGGAGGAAUGGUUGUUGUGAUUUUGCAAGCCAUGGAAAAACUCGUAUUACCAGAAGAAUAUGCACAACCAUAAAAAUGGUUGCUAUGACUUGUUAUCAGUUUUCUGCCUCGGACUCUUAUCACACUUAAUUAUUUAUCACUUGGACUUUGGAGUAAGUAUGCCUGACGUUUUUCUCUUCCAUUGCUUAAACAUGGACGCUGAAUUCUGAACAUCUCUUUUAUUAUAUCUUAUUGAUUGCGGCGAGUAUUUCUAACAUUGCAGUCUUCAAAGUAUAUAAUUUGUGUCUUUGGGCAAUUUAUCAUGUAUUAGUACACAUAGUACCCACAAUCCAUAAUUUUAUGAGACCUUAUGCGAAGGUGUCGCC